AUGUUUGUUGUUCGUUGUAUUGUUGUUACUGUUCUUCUGUUUACUUCUGCAACGUUAGCGCUAAAAUGUCGUACUGGUCGACAACUGGUUCUGUACGGUAACAAUAAUCAAGGCGAUUUUGACAAGCCUAUUGGUCCUGGAUGUCGAUUUGAUCAAAAUUCCAGCACUGAGGUAUGCUGUUGUACGGAUAACAACUGUAAUGGAGUUGGGGCUGUAAAAGCUUCGUUGCUGAUAUCUGUGAUGAUCGUAUUACUUGUUUGCAUAUAUUAA
Molecule: messenger RNA, 270 nt
Organism: Enterobius vermicularis (human pinworm)
Lineage: Eukaryota; Metazoa; Nematoda; Chromadorea; Rhabditida; Oxyuridae
Source: the annotation of a GenBank genome assembly